This is a messenger RNA of Oncorhynchus tshawytscha (Chinook salmon), 6068 nucleotides long. RefSeq names its product microtubule associated monooxygenase, calponin and LIM domain containing 1 (gene mical1). Bases 1957 to 5826 code for a protein of 1289 amino acids. Lineage: Eukaryota; Metazoa; Chordata; Actinopteri; Salmoniformes; Salmonidae. The transcript is spliced from 26 exons. Gene Ontology annotation, molecular function: protein binding; FAD binding. The record is from RefSeq and is a predicted model, not a curated record.
UGGUACAAUUUUUUUUUACAAAAACACAGUUGGCUUUUCUUUGUAAUAUCUUUUACCAGAUAUAAUGUGUUGUAUUCUCCUGCAUUCAUUUUACAUUUCCACAAACUUCAGUGUUUCCUUUCAAAUGGUAGUUAGAUUUGGGUAUGUUUUUUUAGGUGAAAAUUGGAAGGGGGAAAAAAAGGGGCAGAUACUUAAGAGUUAAGACCUAAAAGCACAUUUUUGUUUUCAGGAAUGGUUACAGUAUAGUCCAUUUUUGACUGUGCGCUGAAUGUGCGUGCAGGUGAGAAUGAAUGAUUUAUUUCUGGAAUUCCCUUCAACUGUGAUCAGACAGUAGGUAGCCUGCAGAUCCGACACCUUUUGCUUGCUCUCAGCUGCACUAGAGGGUUGAGCAGAGCAUUUGCUUAAAUUAUAACACUGUGGAGCUGGCGUGAGAGAUGGCAACAACAAAAAAACUUCCCUCAAUCCAAUGAUGAGAAAUUGCGUUAUACUCUGAAUUAUCCCAUUAUAUCAACUGUUACACAGAGAAGAUUGAACAGCAGCUAGUAAACAGUAGCAGUGCUUCAAUCUUCUCGGUGUAACAGUUGGGAUAAUGGCACAAUAAAGUUUUAUUCUGAAAGUCCAGUAAUAUUACAGAUACUAUGCCUACUUUGUUAUUGAAACCAGGAAGAAUGUUCUGCAGGGCAGGAUUGGCACACGCCAUAUUAUUCAGCAACCCAUUUCCCCCUGUUUAUUUCAUUUAUCAAUUUCCCAUUAUUGUAUAUCAAGCAACCUUGGUAGCUGAGAAUUCUCAACUCCACAAUAUGUGCAUCACAUCUCAAUGGAGUUGAGUGGCGAUUGAGUUUUGGUGGCGUGGACUUUUAUUUUGAAGGCGAACCACCGAUUCCACUUGUUUUUUGCUCAUGCUAAUGUUGUUCACAACACACUGUUCUAGCACUUUAAUUAAAGGGUAACUACACCCGAAAAUCUAAAUUGCACACAUUUUUCUCAGACCUCAAAAGUUGUCUCCUGAUUAGGUUUUAAGCAUUGUUGUGGUCUUAACAUUUUCAAUGUCGUUUUUUUCCCCCUAUACAUUUUUUGUUUAUUUUGUUACUUUUUUUAUUUGGCUGGCUACUCUAUUACUUGUGGAAAACACUUUUACUGUAUACCUGUGCUUGUUAUUAGAGUUGUCAAUGAGAGUUUGAAGCCAUAGUUCUAUUUUGGCAUCUGCCUUGCAAUGACAGGGCUGCUCCUUCUCUGUUAACAAACAGCUCCCUGGGUGGAGGUCGAAUAAAAUGCUAUUUUUAUCAAAAAUGACAAAUUGCAGCACCCAAAGAAAAUGACACCUUUACACAGGACAAAUGGGCACAAGGUACACAUUUAAAGAAUGUACAUGUAUCGAUGUGAUUACCGACUCGAUGUAGCCGGAGGUACACUUCGCCAAAACUCAUUGCCACUCAACUCCAUUGGAACGUGUAACGUGAGAAUUCUCAAGUACAACCUUGGUAUCGUAGUUGUUUUGUUUUGGGCAAACGAGCAAAAACGCAUUAGUUCACUUCAGGGAAAUAUGGUGAGCAUCUCAUACCCAAUUCACUCACCUUUUCUUUCUACCUCUCUCAUUUGUGCUGUGUCUACUGUUCUGCCGUCCCGCCCCUUUCCUGGCCCCAACUUUUGGCUGCUCUGUCACGUUAGAGGCAUUCAGCAGCUUGAUCAUAUACACCGCAACGUUUGCAGACCAGUCAUUGUGGCAGACCCUUUGUCCUCAGCCGGCACGCGACGGGGUAAGACAAAAACCCUUAUCCACUGUUCUCCUCAGAUGAAAUACUCCGGAUGUUGCGAGUGACACAACGUUCUGUUUGCAGAUGUCUGUUGCUUAACAAAGAAGAAGGAUGCCAGAAAUGUCACAUCUAAAAUGAAGCUGAACAAACAGUCGUAGUGAACAUCCCAAAAUCUGGAGGCACAGGUUGAGCAUCCACGACCAUGGUGAACCAGGACCCCACCAACCCCUCCCAUGCCCUCUUUGACCAGUUUGUCCAGACCCAGACCUGUAAGGAGGUGCAGCGUACCUUCUCAGAGCUCUGCCACCACCUAGAAUUGGACCCCCGGGACUACCAGAGUUUCUACACCAAGCUCAAGGAGAGGCUCAACUACUGGAAGGCCAAAGCCCUCUGGAUCAAGCUGGACAAGCGGGCCCAACACCAAGACUACCAGCAGGGCAAAGUCUGUGCCAAAACCAAGUGCCUGGUGCUGGGUGCAGGGCCGUGCGGGCUGAGGACAGCCAUAGAGCUGGCUCUGCUGGGGGCUCAGGUGGUGGUACUGGAGAAGAGGGACUCUUUUUCCCGGAAUAACGUGCUGCACCUCUGGCCUUACACCAUCUGUGACCUGCGUGGGCUGGCUGCCAAGAAGUUCUAUGGCAAAUUCUGCACUGGGGCUCUGGAUCACAUCAGCAUCCGUCAGCUCCAGUUGAUACUGCUGAAGGUGUCUCUCCUCCUGGGGGUGGAGGUUAACACUGGAGUGGAAUUCAAAGGCUUCGUGGAGCCCUCAGAAGCCACGGGCUGGAUGGCCAAACUGUUUCCUGACGAUCACCCUGCUGGGAAGUUCCAAUUUGAUGUCUUCAUCUCUGCAGGAGGAGGGCGCUUUGUCCCUGAUGGCUUCAGGUGGAAGGAGCUGCGAGGAAAGCUGGCCAUCGGCAUCACAUGUAACUUCAUCAACCAUCACUCAGCAGCCGAGGCCCAGGUGGCAGAGAUCAGUGGUGUGGCCCGCAUCUACAACCAGAAGUUCUUCCAGGACCUGCUCACAGAGGAAGGUAUUGAUCUGGAGAACAUAGUCUACUAUAAAGACGCCACCCACUACUUUGUCAUGACUGCCAAGAAGAAGAGCCUGUUAAAGAUGGGGGUCAUUAAACAGGACUUCAGUGACGCCAAUCAGCUCCUGGGCCAGGCCAACGUGGACCAGGACGCCUUGUUGCGUUACGCCCACGGCGCUGCCCACUUCUCCACAGACCACCGCCUGCCCAACAUGCAGUUUGCCCUGAACCACGCUGGCCAGCCUGACGUGGCCAUGUUUGACUUCACCUGUAUGCACCGUGCUGAGAACGCCUCGCUGGUCAGGGAGAGGAAAGGAAAGAAACUACUCAUAGGCCUGGUCGGAGACUGCCUGGUGGAGCCGUUCUGGCCUCUGGGAACAGGUAUUGCCCGUGGGUUUCUGGCUGCCUUCGACACAGCGUGGAUGGUCAGGAGCUGGGGCAAGGGAAAACCACACCUGGAAGUCGUUGCUGAACGGGAGAGUAUCUACCAGCUCCUGUCCCAGACCACGCCAGAGAACAUCAGUAAAAACUACAGUGCCUUUAGUAUAGACCCGGCUACACGCUACCAGCACGUCAACCUCAACUCCAUCAAGGCCAACCAGUUGCAACAUCUGUAUGAUGUUGAAGACCAUAUUGAUUUGGGCGGACCAACCAAGAAGCAGAAAGGCAGGUUGUCUCACCUGCGACAAGAUUCAGUUGGAGCUUUUGAGGAGCUGUUGAAGUGGUGCCAGCAGCACACGGCAGGGUACGACAGGGUGAAGGUGAAGGAUCUGACCCAGUCCUGGAGGUCUGGCCUGGCCUUGUGUGCCCUCAUCAACACCUUCAGACCCCAUCUUAUUGACAUGUCCUCUCUGAAGGAGUCUGAUUCGGUCCACAACAACCAGCUGGCCUUCAGCCUCCUGGAGGAAGAGCUGGGCAUCCCUCCCAUCAUAUCAGCCAGUGACAUGGCCACCAAGGAACAGAUAGACAAGCUCUCCAUGGUGCUCUACCUCACACAGAUCCACGAUGCCUUCAACGAAAGGACGCCCACUAGAGCAGAACCCCCGAGCCUUCUCCUGACACCGUCGAAGACCCUGUCAUUUCAGGCUGUGUUCUUCCUCAACAAGCUCAAGCAUAACUCUCUGCAAAGACGCAAGGAGAGACUGGCAGCCGAGACAGAAGAAAAAGAUAAAAGGAUGAGGAUGGGAGAUGAGGAAGAUCCUGUAGCCCCUCUCUCAGCCCCUGAGGUGACCCCUGAACUAAGCCCGACGUCAAUGAACAAUGAGGAGUGUUACUUCUGCGGCCAGCGGGUCUAUGUGCUGGAAAGGAUCAGCACCGAGGGCAAGUUCUUCCACCGUAGCUGCUUCACCUGCCAGCAGUGUGGCACCACCCUCAGACUUGGCAGAUAUACAUUUAACCAGCACACGGGGAAGUUCUACUGUGAGCUGCACUCUGAACAGCUAGAGAACAGGGAACAAUCCCCAUCCGUUAAGGAUACCAUCGGAGGUCACGAGGAGGAGAGAGGUGUGAAUUCGAUCUCCAGUGAAGACCCCUCACCUUGUCCCUCUGAGGACGAUGAGUACUAUCUAGACUCGGGUCCUCCUAAACCCAUGGAGGCUCUGCAUCCUCCGAGUCAGGAAGACCCCAGUAGCAAACAGCCUAACCCUCUAGAGGAGCACCCUGUCUCACCAAAACCACCCAUAGACGUUUUCACAAAGAAAGUUUUUGAGGACUGUGAGGUGGAGGAAGAGGGGAAGGAGGGGGGUGAGGAUGCCCCCUCGGAUCCUCUGACCCCUGUCCCAAAACCUCGCCACUCUCGCUCGUCAAUCCUAAGCCCUCAGGCCUCCCCUCCUGUACCCAAACCACGCACCGUCCUCCUCACCCCAAAAGGGGACACGUCACCAGCCCAUGUAGGGGAGAAGGGGUCCCCCAGGGCAGAAAGAGAAAAAGGGACUCCCAAGGCAGCCCCUGACUCCAGGCCGAAGCCAUCCCUGCGGAAGCUGCAGCUGACCGACGAGGAGAAGAACCACCUAGUUAACUUGAGCUUCAGCCUGGACUCUGACUCGGAGACACCCGGUUCUUCCUCCUGCUCCUCUUCCUCAGCCACAGCAGGGGGUCCCUGCCCACCCAAACCCCCAGGUGCAGAUGGCCAGGAGGAGGAGGGCUACUGGAGUGGGGGCCCUGGGUCGGGGGGACACAUACGGGAGCACAGGAACCGCCGCUGCUUCAGGAGGAAAGAGGAACCAGCGGAGGGCAAGGGUCAGCACGCCAGGGUCCGCUCCAAGUUCUCCCCAUGGAACUUGUCCUCCCCUCGACUGGGGAGGGACCAACGCUUCAGCGUCCUCAACAGCCACCCAGAAGUACACCAUGGCCACAGUGUAUCUGAGGAAGAUUGUGCUGAUGAUGAUGAUGAGGACGAGGAGGAGGAGGAUGAGUUGGAUAUGUUUGCACCAGAUGGCUUGGAUUUAUAUGAUGAUAAGUUCCAGACCAUCCCUUCAGACCCUGUGGAGGCUGAGAAACUGGAGCUGUUGAAGAUGAGGACGUUGGAUCGACGGGCCAAGACGUGUGAGAUGCAGCGCUUCCACAAAGCACAGUCUAUUCAGAGACGCCUGGAGGAGAUUGAGGUGACGUUUAAAGAGCUGGAGGAUAAAGGUGUGGUGUUGGAGCAGGUACUCCGAGGAGACGAAGGCAGUGGCGGUUCCCCUGAGAUGAUCGACCAGUGGAUCCAUCUGGUCCACCAGAAGAACGCCUUGGUCUCUGAGGAGUCAGACCUCAUGGUGGCGUCUCGACAGCUGGAGUUAGAGGACAAACAGAGCAUGCUGGAGAUGGAGCUCAGACAAUACAUGGAGCUGGAUGACUCUGAGAAGACGGCGGCGCAGCAGGCAGAAGAGGACCGUGUGCUACAGGAGAUGCUGGAGGUGGUUGACAUGAGGAACUCUCUGGUGUCCUUCCUGGACGAGAAGCGACUCAAGGAGAUCGAGAGUGACAAGCAGCAGGCCACCUCGCUGCUAGAGGCCAAGAGACACUCCACAGCCUCAGCAGGGGCACAGGUGCACUGGGCGUGAGGGUGACACACACACACACAUAUACAUAUAUAUCUCUGCUAAAAUAAAGGAAACACUUGAGUAAAUGAGGGAUGCAAAGUAUAUUGAAAGCAGGUACGUGGUUCUUUAGUUAAUUAAGCAAUUAACAUUCCAUCAUGCUUAGUGUCAUGUAUAAAAAUGCCCAGUUGCCCAUUAUUUUGGCUACCAUGGCUAGAAGAGAUCUCCGUGACUUUGAUAGAGGAGUCUCAAAGGAGCCUAGGGGG